Molecule: messenger RNA, 1070 nt
Organism: Balaenoptera ricei (Rice's whale)
Lineage: Eukaryota; Metazoa; Chordata; Mammalia; Artiodactyla; Balaenopteridae
Gene: RAB40B
Product: RAB40B, member RAS oncogene family
Exons: 6
Coding region: 136-972 (278 amino acids)
Biological process (GO): intracellular signal transduction; protein localization to plasma membrane
Cellular component (GO): endosome; synaptic vesicle; plasma membrane
Molecular function (GO): GTPase activity; GTP binding
Source: RefSeq, a predicted model, not a curated record
AGCUGUCAGGCAUCAGGGGCCGCGGGGCCAGCAGCCCUCCAAGGACUGCGGGGCCAGCGCGGCGCUGGGCUUCUCUGCCGCCGCAUCUGAGCUGUCCCGCGGGCUGGGCAUGGGCGCAGGCGCCGGUGCGGCACGAUGAGCACCGGGGGCAGCCCGGUCCGCGCCUAUGAUUUCCUGCUCAAGUUCCUGCUGGUGGGCGACAGCGACGUGGGCAAGGGCGAGAUCCUGGCGAGCCUGCAGGACGGUGCGGCCGAGUCCCCGUACGGCCACCCCGCGGGCAUCGACUACAAGACCACCACCAUCCUGCUGGACGGCCGGCGGGUGAAGCUGCAGCUCUGGGAUACGUCGGGUCAGGGAAGAUUUUGUACCAUAUUCCGCUCCUACUCUCGGGGCGCACAGGGGGUGAUCCUGGUCUACGACAUCGCAAACCGCUGGUCCUUUGAUGGCAUCGACCGGUGGAUUAAGGAGAUCAAUGAGCACGCCCCGGGGGUCCCUAAAAUCCUGGUGGGGAACCGCCUGCACCUGGCCUUCAAGCGGCAGGUCCCCACGGAACAGGCCCAGGCCUAUGCGGAGCGCCUGGGUGUGACAUUCUUCGAGGUCAGCCCGCUGUGCAAUUUCAACAUCACUGAGUCCUUUAUGGAGCUGGCCAGGAUCGUGCUGCUGCGGCAUGGGAUGGACCGGCUCUGGAGGCCAAGCAAGGUACUGAGCUUGCAGGAGCUGUGCUGCCGGGCAGUGGUGUCCUGCACGCCCGUGCACCUGGUGGACAGGCUGCCGCUGCCCACGGCCCUCAGGAGCCACCUCAAGUCCUUCUCGAUGGCCAGCGGCCUGAAUGCCAGGGUGAUGCACGGCCGCCCCUGUUCCCUCACCACCAGCUCCGGCCACAAGAGGACCAGCCUCCGAAAAGCGAAGGCCGCCCACCUUCCCCAGAGCCCCCCAAGACACUGCACCAGAAACAGCUGCAAAGUCUCCUGAGGAGGGCGCGAGGCAGAGGAGUGGCACGGGUGGGAGGCAGGAGGCCGCUCUGGAUGCAGACACCCGCCAAUGUCACGGUGACCACGCGGCCCUGAGCA